Messenger RNA from Thyridium curvatum, 858 nucleotides. RefSeq lists its product as uncharacterized. The coding region runs from base 1 to 858 and encodes 285 amino acids. The record is from RefSeq and is a predicted model, not a curated record. Gene Ontology annotation, molecular function: S-adenosylmethionine-dependent methyltransferase activity. Lineage: Eukaryota; Fungi; Ascomycota; Sordariomycetes; Thyridiales; Thyridiaceae. The transcript has 4 exons.
AUGUCCGCGAUUGCUGAUCUUCACACCGAAGCCUUAGCUUCUUGGAAUGAUAACGCAGACUACUGGGAUGACGGCAUCGGACAUGAAGGCAAUAAAUACUGGAAGCGGCUCCAGGAGCCUUGUCUCUCCCGGUUUUUGAGUAAACAUCUAGCCAAACACGAUUGUCGGGCCCUGGACCUGGCGACUGGCAAUGGAUUGUGUGCACGAUGGCUCGCCGAUCGAGGUGCUUUUGUGACAGCAGCCGAUGGGAGCGAUCGCAUGCUCGAAAAAGCUAGAGAACGAUGCUCCAACAACCCUGGUAUCACUUUCCGGACCAUUGAUGUUACGAAAGCGGAACAUUUUGAGGCUCUGGUCGCUGAUAUUGGAGGGGAGCUGACAUCUCUUCCUUUUGAGAUCGAGGGUUUCGAUGUUGUGCUUAUCAAUAUGGCACUCAUGGACAUUGCAACCUUGGAACCUCUUGCUGCCGCAUUGCCACGGUUGCUGAAGAGUGAUGGCGUCUUUGUGGCGACGCUGCUUCACCCCGUCUUCUUCACAUCCGACCAUUCGCGCCUCAUAGAUGUGAGGACUGAUCCGGAGACCGGAGAGCGGGAAGUUAUUCGGUCGAAGGCUAUACGAAAGUACAUGGAGGUCCCUCCAACAAGGGGUAUAGCUCUUCCUGGACAGCCGGUGAAACAGGUCUACUUCCAUAGACCUAUUCAUGAACUGCUAGGCGUCUUCUUGAAGAAGGGUAUGGUGCUCGAUGGACUUGAGGAGCCAACCUUUACUUCCGAAGAGGAGGAGAAUGACCGGCUUGAAGCUACCGCAAACUUUGCCCAACUGCCGGCUCUGAUGGCUUUCCGCAUGCGGAGAGGCUUCUGA